AUGCUUCCUCUGAUUGCUGUCCCAACAACAGCAGGGACUGGCAGCGAAACUACAGGUGCUGCCAUAAUGGAUCUUCCUAAACACGAGUGCAAAUCUGGUAUUCGACAGCGAUGCAUCAAGCCAUUAUUGGCUAUUGUUCAAGUGGUUGAAGAGUUUUUACUUGCAAUCAAGAUGGAUAAUUACAGUAUGCCGCGCAAUGUAGCCAUUUAUUCGGGCUUCGAUGUUUUAUGUCAUGCACUGGAAAGCUACACAGCCCUUCCCUAUAAUGUGCGGACUCCCCGACCUUCUCGUCCGGAUCUUCGGCCACUGUAUCAAGGUUCAAAUCCUAUUAGUGACGUCUGGAGUUUAGAAGCCUUAAGAAUUAUCGGGAAGUAUUUCCGUCGUAGUGUUGCCGAUAAUUCCGACGAAGAAGCUAGGCAAAACAUGCUACUAGCCAGCACAUUUGCUGGGAUUAUCGGGAAGUAUUUCCGUCGUAGUGUUGCCGAUAGUUCCGACGAAGAAGCUAGGCAAAACAUGCUACUAGCCAGCACAUUUGCUGGGGUAGGAUUUGGAAAUGCAGGAGUACAUCUGUGCCAUGGUUUAAGCUACCCAAUAAGCUCCCAAGGAAAGCUUUAUUACGAUAAGGAUUAUCCAGAUACGAAACCUCUCAUACCCCAUGGAUUGUCUGUCGUAACCACAGCAGUAGCCGAUUUUGAGUUCCUCGCAUCUUCUUGCCCAGAGAGGCAUGCGCAGGUUGCAAUGCAAUUAGGAGCAGACGUAUCGGAAAGCUCCAACAGCAGCUAUAUUGCGAGCAAACUUUGUGAUGAGAUUCGCAGCUUUAUGCAGGAUUUUAAAGUGCCAAAUGGACUAGAGGCAAUGGGAUUUCAAUUUUCUGACAUUGACAAGUUAUCAACUGCUGCUGUGAACUCCGUCGUUAACAUUGCAAUAACACCAAAAUCCACAGAUCGUGAAAUUAUAUCUAAAAUCUAUGAAAAGUCUCUCAAAGACUUUGUGAUAAAGUAGUU
Messenger RNA from Strongylus vulgaris, 1004 nucleotides. NCBI's taxonomy places the organism in Eukaryota, Metazoa, Nematoda, Chromadorea, Rhabditida, Strongylidae. The record is from the annotation of a GenBank genome assembly.